This is a messenger RNA of Selaginella moellendorffii, 871 nucleotides long. Its product is annotated as exosome complex component RRP41 homolog. Gene Ontology annotation, cellular component: nuclear exosome (RNase complex); nucleolus; cytoplasmic exosome (RNase complex). Lineage: Eukaryota; Viridiplantae; Streptophyta; Lycopodiopsida; Selaginellales; Selaginellaceae. The transcript is spliced from 10 exons. The record is from RefSeq and is a predicted model, not a curated record. The coding region runs from base 26 to 754 and encodes 242 amino acids. Gene Ontology annotation, biological process: poly(A)-dependent snoRNA 3'-end processing; rRNA catabolic process; U4 snRNA 3'-end processing.
UUAAGCGUAUGCCCUAAAAUUCGCCAUGGAGUUCGUGGGGCCGGAAGGCUUGCGCCUCGAUGGGCGGCGGCCGCUGGAGAUGCGGCAGCUCCACGCGGAGCUCGGCGUUGUGGAGAAUGCGAAUGGAUCGGCAAUGUUUGAGAUGGGGAACACGAAGGUGAUUGCCGCUGUUUAUGGUCCUCACGAGGUCCAUAAUCGCUCACAGCAGCUUUGGGAUCGGGCUCUUGUACGAUGCGAAUAUAGCAUGGCCGCAUUCAGCACUGGCGAUCGCCGAAGGAAAGGCAAAGGAAACAGGCGCUCCACAGAGAUAUCACUUGUCAUCCGGCAGACUCUAGAAGCGGCAAUUCUUACGAAUCUAAUGCCCAAAUCACAGAUCGAUAUCUAUGUUCAAGUUCUCCAGGCCGAUGGAGGCACACGAUCAGCAUGUAUCAAUGCAGCAGCACUGGCUUUAGCGGAAGCAGGCAUUCCAAUGCGGGAUCUCGUUGCAUCCUGCGCUGCCGGUUACCUCAAUGGAACGCCUUUACUGGAUCUGAAUUACGUCGAGGACAGUGGUGGUGGCCCGGACGUGACUGUGGCAUUGUUCCCCAAGGUGGACAAAGUCUCGUUACUGCAAAUGGAUUCUAAGAUGCCUCUGGAACACUUUGAGAACGUCUUCCAACUUGCGGCGGAGGGAGCGAAAGCUGCAGCGCGGUACAUGCGUGAGGUGUUGAUGGAGAAUACGCAGAACCUUGCCAGGCUCGUCACAGCAACAUAAACUUAAUUAAAGAUUAGGAAUAUACCUAGAGUCUCUAAGUGUAUUCUAGAAUAUCUUCACGAACUUUCUCUAAUUUGUAGUCAAGUUUAAUUCUAAAUUUCCUACUAUUUUCUGGUU